UCAUUUUACCUCAGAGCGUAGAAGGGCGAGAUAACGCCGACCAGGGAGCACUUUGUUCAGGAGGCGAGCACAAGUUGUGCGCGCCAUGGGGUUUGUCUACUGCAAGGCACAGUUGGCACUUUCCUGAAACUUCUGGAGACAGCUGUGCCCCAUUUUCUCUCUCUUUUCUCCCCCUCUCAGUUACUAGUUAAUUUAUUCACAUCAAUAUCUCCCAAGAGGAGCGGUCGCCGGUUACUUCAACGUUAGCUUUGUGGUGCUGAAGUUAUUUCCAGUUGAGUCGAGUUCACGAGUGGAGGAAACGAGGCAGGAUGUACCAUGAAGACACCACAACGUUACAGAGGCCACGCUAUGGAACUAUUCAGGAUGAUGAAAGGCUGUCAGCAGAAGAGAUGGAUGAGAGGAGGCGGCAGAACAUCGCCUACGAGUACCUGUGUCACCUAGAAGAAGCCAAACGGUGGAUGGAGGCCUGCUUAGAGGAGGACUUGCCACCUACCACAGAACUGGAGGAAGGACUUAGGAAUGGUGUCUACCUUGGCAAACUUGCCACAUUUUUUGCACCAAAAAUGGUUUCAGAGAAAAGGAUCUAUGACAGAGAUCAGUCCCGUUAUAAGAGCAAAGGGCUGCACUUCAGGCACACUGACAAUACAGUGCAGUGGCUCAGAGCCAUGGAGUCAGUGGGCCUCCCCAAGAUAUUCUAUCCUGAGACGACAGAUGUGUAUGAUCGCAAAAACAUGCCCAAGGUGGUAUACUGCAUUCAUGCACUGAGCUUGUACUUGUACAAACUGGGAAUUGCACCACAGAUCCAAGACCUGCUGGGGAAAGUGGACUUUACAGAGGAAGAGAUCAGUAAUAUGAGGAGUGAACUGGACAAGUAUGGCAUACAGAUGCCAGCUUUCAGUAAAAUUGGAGGUAUCCUGGCCAAUGAGCUCUCAGUGGAUGAAGCUGCCUUGCAUGCUGCUGUGAUUGCCAUCAAUGAAGCGGUUGAUAGAGGUCAAGCAUCUGUCACAAUGGGAGCCCUGAACAAUCCUAAUGCAAUGCUGAGGAACACACAGGAAGCUCUGGCCCAAGACUACCAGGACACACUGAGCCAGUCCAAGGCUCGUAAGCGGGAUCAGUCCUCAGGGAGGUGGUCCUCAGUUGCUGCUGAAGAAAGAGAUGUUUAUGAGGAGCUGCUGACUCAACAGGAAAUCCAGACGUGCAUUGAUUUGGUCAACAUUCAGGCAGCAAUAAGGCAGGUGAAUCAAGCUGUGUCGAGCCAGGAUAAAGCUGCUCUGCUGGCUGCGCUUCGGCUGGAAGCUCUGGCUUUGAUCGGUGUUCAGGAGUCAAACGGCCGCUGGUACCUGGAACAGUUUACCAGCUACUGCCAGCAUAAAUCUAAGGAUGGUGGGAGGGUCCUAAUACUGGACAAGGAAGAGAUUCAACGAGUUGUCAGCUCUUGCAAUGACUUUGCUGAGGCAGAGAAACGAAAACUUGAAGCAGUUGCAAGAAUCAAUACAGCCAUUCGCCUCGGCAAUGCUUUGGAAACGGUGGAGGAGCUGAUCAACCCUGAGGCACAGCUGCCAAUUGUGUACCAAACUGCUGCCAACCUCUACCAGGCUGAGCUUUUCAGUUUGCAGCUACAAGGGGGACGGUCUGGACUGAGCCAUGAGGAGCUGAGUGUAGCUGUAGAGAUGCUGUCAGCUGUAGCAGUGCUGAAUGAAGUGCUGGACACCAAAGAUCCUCAAGCUGUGAUUGAGCAACUAACUGACUCUCCCCUGGGCUUUACCAACAUAGACCAAGACAACCUUAACAGGUAUGCUGACAUGCUUAUCAAAGAGCGAGCUGAGGCACUUUCCACGGGCCAAGAGUUUCUCACCUGGAAUGAUGUUCAGAAAUGCAUCGACACAGUGAACGUUCAGGUCCAAGAAGAGCAUGAACGUAUCAUAGCCAUAGCUGAGAUCAAUGAGGCACUUAACUCAGGAGAUCACAAGCAGACGCUUACAGCUCUGCUCCUCUCUACAGCCAAGUUGACAGGGGUGAACCCAGCCACAGCCAGACACUACCAUGAUGUCCUACAAAAUACCAAACAGCAUCUCUGCCAGAGCUCCGGUGAUGAAUCCGCAGUGCUGUGGUGGGACCAAAUCCAAGAGGCCAUACUGACCGCUAACCAGGAUGAAGAGGAGGCUCUCACAUUGGCUGGAGCAGUAGCUUAUAUUAACAGGAUGGUGGGUGAGGGGGACUCCCAGAAUACACUGCAGGCUUUGCAGGCUCCCACUGCAGGACUGAGAGCAGUUCUUCCUGAAUGUACCGACACAUACCAAGCUGAACUUUUGCAGAGACAAAGAGACGGUGCUGUUAAAGGCAGCACUGAUAGUGUGUGGGUAAAACACUGCAUCAAGGACAGAUAUGACUAUUUCUAUAACCUGCAAACUGGAGAGGGCACAUGGGAGGAGCCUGAAGAGUUUGAGCACAAUAGUGGCCAUCUCAGUAAAGAAGAAAUCCAGAAUGUUGUCAGCUGUGUGACUGCAGAGUAUAACAGGGAACAACUUUGGCUGGCCAAUGAGUCCUUUGUGACCAUGCUGCAGGCAAGAAUCAGAGGUUACCUGGUCAGGAAGAAGCAUGCGCAGAGAAUGGAGUAUCUACAUCAACAAGAACCACAUGUUGUCAAACUGCAGGCUUGCUGGAAAGGUUACAAACAGAGGAAAGAGUAUAAAGAAAGGAUGAAUUUGCUUCAGAAAAAUGUUUCUUCUGUUGUCAAGAUCCAAUCUAUUGUAAAGAUGUGGAAAGCAAAACGUGAGUACAGUCGGAGGCUACAGUACUUCAAAGAUCAUGAAAAAGAAAUUGUGAAAAUCCAAGCUUUUCUAAAGGCCAACAAAGCCAGAGAGGACUACAGAACACUAACUGGAGCCAAGGAUCCUCCGUUGUCAGUGGUGCGCAAGUUUGUCCACUUGUUGGAGCAGAGCCCCCUGGAUUUACAGGAAGAGCAGGAAAUGACACAACUUAGGGAGGAAGUAGUCACAAAGAUUCGCUCCAAUCAACAGAUGGAGAAAGACUUGAACCUAAUGGACAUAAAGAUUGGACUGCUAGUGAAGAACAGGAUCACCCUGCAGGAUGUUGUGUCCCAUAAUAAGAAAAUGAAGAGCAAGAAAAAUAAAGCGAGUAAAGAUGACCCGAUGGCAGGAGACAGACUUGGCAUUAAAGGCCUAAGUAAAGGCAAAAGAAGAAAGCUCGAGGCCUUCCAACAUCUCUUUUACCUACUACAGACCAAUCCAUCCUACCUGGCUAAGCUGAUCUUCCAGAUGCCCCAAAACAAGUCCACUAAGUUUAUGGACACCGUCAUCUUCACACUGUACAACUAUGCCUCUAACCAGAGAGAGGAAUACCUGCUGCUCAAACUCUUCAAGACUGCUCUAGAAGAGGAAAUCAAUUCUAAGGUAGACCAGAUCCAAGACAUAGUGACAGGUAAUCCAACAGUCAUCAAGAUGGUGGUGAGCUUCAACAGAGGCGCACGUGGUCACAACACCCUCAGGCAGCUGUUGGCUCCAGUCGUCAAAGACAUCAUCGAGGACAAGAGUUUGGGCAUCAACACCAACCCUGUGGAUGUGUACAAAGCCUGGGUCAACCAGCUGGAAACUGCUACUGGAGAGGCCAGCAAGCUGCCUUAUGAAGUGACUCCUGAGCAGGCCAUGUCACAUGAGGAAGUACGCAACAGGCUGCAGGCAUCCAGUCAGGCACUGCGUUCUGCUACAGAUAAGGUCUUGAACUCCAUUGUGUCCUCACUGGAUAAUCUCCCUUAUGGCAUGAGAUACAUAGCUAAAGUUCUGAAGAACAGCCUCCAUGAAAGGUUUCCAGAUGCCUCAGAAGAUGAGCUGUUGAAGAUUGUAGGCAACCUGCUGUACUACCGCUACAUGAACCCGGCCAUUGUGGCCCCUGAUGGCUUUGACAUCAUCGACAUGUCAGCAGGAGGGCAGCUUCAUCAAGACCAGCGUCGUAACCUGGGAUCGGUGGCAAAGAUGCUCCAGCACGCUGCUGCCAAUAAGCUGUUUGAGGGCGAGAAUGCACAUAUGACACCGAUGAACAACUACAUAUCGCAGACAUAUGAGAAGUUUAGGUUAUUUUUCCAGUCAGCAUGCGACGUUCCCGAACCCGAGGAGAAGUUUAAUAUUGAUGAAUACUCUGAUAUGGUGACCUUAAGCAAACCCAUCAUCUACAUAUCAAUAGAGGAGAUCAUCAACACACACUCGCUGCUUUUGGAGCAUCUGGAGGCCAUAUCUCCAGACCGCAAUGACUUGCUGCAUGAGCUCCUGCAGGACCUCGGAGACGUGCCCGAUGUAGAGACAUUGCUCGGUGAAGGAGCUGUUGACCCAGAUGAUCCAAACAGAGAGAGUGCUCUGAGCCAGCUGGCGAAGACUGAGAUCUCCCUCACUCUGACCAGCAAGUUUGAGCUGCUGGAAGGAGAUGACAGAGACUUGAAGACUCUCAGUACAAAGACAAAAAAACUAAUUGUGGAUGUGAUUCGGAUCCAACAUGGAGAGGCGUUGCCUGAAAUUCUUGAGACCCCAGCCACCGCAACACAGGAGUCAGAGCAUACUAAGAUUGUACAGCGCAGGGCUGUCCAAGAUGCCCAAACACCGGAGGGUCUGAAGAGCAGCCCGGCGGUAUUUGAGGACAGUCAGCUACCGCUCGAGCAGAAGAAGAGGAAGAUUCUUAGGAACCUUCGUAACCUGGAGCAGGCUGGCCUUGUCACUGCGAGUAACAAAUACCAGGACCUCAUCAAUGACAUAUCAAAGGACAUCCGCUACCAAAGACGCUACAGACAGAGGAGGAAGGCCGAGCUUGUGAAGCUCCAGCAGACACUGACAGCACUCAAUUCAAAAACUGCCUUCUACCAGGACCAGAUGAACUACUAUGAUGCCUACAUAAAGACUUGCCUGGAUAACCUGAACCGGAAGAAUUCGCGCAGAUCUAUAAAACUGGACGGCAAAGGAGAUGAUAAGGGCAGUAAGAAGUGGAAGCCCCAGUCUCUGAAGUACACUGCAGCAAAACUGCAUGAGAAGGGAGUCAUUCUGGAGAUAGAGGGCCUUCAGACAAACCAGUUCAAAAAUGUUAUGUUUGACAUUUCUCCCACUGAGGAAGUUGGAGACUUUGAGGUGAAAGCCAGGUUUAUGGGGGUUGAGAUGGAAAAAGUCCAGCUUCAUUUCCAGGAUCUCCUUCAGCUGCAGUACGAAGGCGUGGCUGUCAUGAAAAUGUUUGACAAAGCUAAAGUGAACGUCAAUUUACUCAUCUUCCUCCUGAACAAGAAGUUCUAUGGAAAAUGAAAAAAAGAGAGCGAGAAACGGCGGUGGGAGAAACCCGGUUGUGCCUUUUGACAGAACUGUUUGUAGAACACGAAACAUCACAUGGUGUCGAGUUUUGUUUCCACUGCUUAUAAUUUGAUGGAUCACACCAAAAUGAAAUGUUAUCGUCCACUUUAUAUUGCUGUAUCUUUCCACAUGGUGAUUGUAAAUGUAAUGUAUUUUUAAGAAUUGAACUGUAGUGGUGGUCACUUCCAUGUGUUAAAGAUGUGAGGAGGCUUGUUGAGAAACCUGAAGGCUAUGGGUCUUAUUUCAGAAAUGGAACAAUGCAGCAACUUCCAGCUGUCUUACAUCGCUGUAUGUAAUACUAAAGUGCCUUUUUAAUUAAAGAAUUUAAAGAAAGUUAUUUUAAUUAAUAAAACAUUUGAACAUUUUAAA
Molecule: messenger RNA, 5711 nt
Organism: Archocentrus centrarchus (flier cichlid)
Lineage: Eukaryota; Metazoa; Chordata; Actinopteri; Cichliformes; Cichlidae
Gene: iqgap2
Product: IQ motif containing GTPase activating protein 2
Exons: 38
Coding region: 309-5297 (1662 amino acids)
Biological process (GO): mitotic actomyosin contractile ring assembly actin filament organization; regulation of GTPase activity
Cellular component (GO): cell cortex
Molecular function (GO): actin filament binding; GTPase activator activity; calmodulin binding
Source: RefSeq, a predicted model, not a curated record